GGUAUUCUAGAGCGCUUAGAUGGUGGAGAAAUUGUGAUUGGAGAUGGAGGAUUUGUCUUUGGUCUUGAAAAGAGGGGAUACGUAAAAGCUGGGCCGUGGACUCCUGAAGCAACGGUUGAACACCCAGAAGCAGUUCGUCAGCUUCACCGGGAAUUUCUCAGAGCUGGGGCCAAUGUUCUGCAGACAUUCACCUUUUAUGCCAGUGAGGACAAACUAGAGAACAGAGGCAAUUAUGUAGCUGAGAAAAUAAGUUGCCAGAAAGUGAAUGAAGCUGCUUGUGACAUUGCAAGAGAAGUGGCUAAUGAAGGCGAUGCUUUAGUGGCUGGAGGAGUCAGUCAAACGCCAUCAUACUUAAGCUGCAAGGAUAAAGCAGAGGUUAAAGCAGCCUUUCGAAAGCAACUGGAUGUCUUUAUGAAGAAGAACGUGGACUUUCUAAUUGCAGAGUAUUUUGAACAUGUUGAAGAGGCUGUCUGGGCAGUUGAAGUUCUAAAAGAAUCUGGAAAGCCAGUUGCAGCUACGAUGUGCAUUGGUCCAGAAGGAGACAUGCAUGGUGUGCCCCCUGGACAAUGUGCUGUCCAACUGGUAAAGGCUGGUGCUUCUAUUGUUGGAGUCAACUGCCAUUUUGAUCCAGAUACUUGCCUGGAAACUGUGAAACUGAUGAAAGAAGGCUUGCAGGCUGCUAAACUGAAAGCCCACCUGAUGUCCCAACCACUUGCUUUCCAUACACCUGACUGUGGAAAGCAAGGGUUUAUUGAUCUUCCAGAGUUUCCCUUUGGUCUGGAGCCAAGGAUUGUAACCAGAUGGGAUAUUCAAAAAUAUGCAAGAAAGGCCUAUGACUUAGGAAUUCGCUACGUUGGAGGUUGCUGUGGAUUUGAGCCAUAUCACGUCCGAGCAAUAGCUGAGGAGCUGGCUCCUGAAAGAGGAUUUUUGCCAGAAGCUUCUGAGAAACAUGGGAGCUGGGGCGAUAGCCUGAGCAUGCAUACCAAACCCUGGGUCAGAGCAAGGGCAAGAAAAGAAUACUGGGAGAAUCUGAAGCCUGCUUCAGGCAGGCCAUAUUGUCCUUCAAUGUCAAAGCCAGAUGGCUGGGGGGUAACCAAAGGAGCCAAGGAGCUGAUGCAACAGAAAGAAGCAACAAGUGAACAACAGCUGAAGGAGCUCUUCCAGAAACAGAAAUUCUAAUCCACUGCAGUUGUGUAAAUGUUAGAAUGAUUUAUCUACAGACCAUCUCAUGCUUCACGAGGAAAACCUGUGAAGAUGAGUACCCUGUUGAUUUAUCAGUUAAUGUGUAAUGAAAGAGACAAAAUUCAGAAAGAAUGUGAUUACAGAUUAAAGAGAA
Molecule: messenger RNA, 1336 nt
Organism: Eurypyga helias (sunbittern)
Lineage: Eukaryota; Metazoa; Chordata; Aves; Eurypygiformes; Eurypygidae
Product: betaine--homocysteine S-methyltransferase 1
Exons: 7
Molecular function (GO): zinc ion binding; betaine-homocysteine S-methyltransferase activity
Source: RefSeq, a predicted model, not a curated record